Chara braunii is the source of this 3694-nucleotide messenger RNA. The record is from the annotation of a GenBank genome assembly. NCBI's taxonomy places the organism in Eukaryota, Viridiplantae, Streptophyta, Charophyceae, Charales, Characeae.
UGGCCGUGCAAGUGGAGGUCCCAUCGGCUAACGCCAUUUUGCAUGCUGCCGUGGUUGGCGGGAAGGCUGCGUAGACUCGGAAAUCCGAGGACGCCGCAGUUCUCGAGAGAGAGCUGCUGAGGAGGCGAAGACGGGGUGCGUGUCGUCGUACUGGGUGGCGGCAGGGCAGCGCCGGUUGCUCGAUUGCACGUGAGCUGACUUUAGAGCUUGUGUUGCUCGCUACUGAAUCAUUAAGUCCGAGAGAGGAGAGAAAGCGGAGAUAGCGAGAGAGGGAACGAGUGCUUAGAGAAGGAAGGAGGUGGCCAGUUCCCGCCUACAGAGGGGAACUGGUGAUGACGGAAGAUAGAAGAGUUGAGAGCAUGGAGGAGGCGGGAAGCGAGUUGAGGUGCUGAGUAAUUGCGGGGAAUACAGCGGCAAUCGAAAAGGGGAAGAGGAAGUGGGCCUGAAGGGGCGAUUGGUCUCGUGGAAAAGGAAGGGUUAAUUAUAGAAGGACGACGGUGAGGGGGGUGGGUGGAACUGCGUUGAUUUAGGUUGUGUAGCCUGCUUUGCAGGCAUGGAGGUUUUGAACAGAUUGAAGAACUGGGACGCUUACCCGAAGAUCAAUGAAGACUUUUACAGUCGAACCCUGUCUGGAGGGGUUAUCACUAUCGUUUCCUCGAUCUUUAUGGUCGUCCUCUUCUUCACAGAGCUACGGAUAUAUCUACACACGACAACAAACAAUGCGCUGUUUGUGGACACCUCGCGGGGUGAGACACUGCAAAUCAAUCUGAACAUCACCUUCCCUCAUCUGGCGUGUACUGUGUUGAGUUUAGACGCAAUGGACAUCAGUGGUGAGCAGCAGCUGGAUGUGGUGCACAACAUAUUCAAGAGGAGGUUGGACCCCACCGGUGUACCCAUUGAUACAGCGACGAAGGAUGUUAUUGGAGGCGAGGUGAUAGAGAAACCAAAGGACAAACAUGGGCGAGAGUUCCUGCCAAAUGAGACCUACUGUGGCAGUUGUUAUGGGGCAGAGGAGAGCUCAGACCAGUGUUGCAACACCUGUGAUGCGGUCAGAGAGGCGUAUCGGAAGAGGGGAUGGGCCUUCGCUCAACCGGAGCUUGUAGAUCAGUGCAAUCGAGAGGGGUUUCUCACAAGGGUGAAGACCCAAGCUGGAGAGGGCUGCAAUGUUUAUGGCUUCCUGGAGGUGAACAAAGUGGCUGGGAACUUCCACAUUGCACCAGGAAGGAGCUUUCAGCAGGCACAUAUGCAUGUGCACGACCUUGUCAUUUUUGAAAACCAGCAGUUCAACAUCUCACAUACAAUCAACAGUCUGAGCUUUGGAGCCCAUUUCCCUGGUGUUGUCAACCCCCUUGACGGGGAGGUAAAGAUUCAAGCGAAAGGUAGUGGGAUGUACCAGUACUUUAUUAAGGUGGUGCCUACCAUUUAUCGGGACAUCCGUGGAGCUGUCAUAUCAACCAAUCAGUUCUCUGUGACAGAGCAUUUUAGACCCGUGGAAGUUGCCUCGAGCAGGAGUUUGCCGGGCGUGUUCUUCUUUUAUGAUCUCUCUCCCAUCAAGGUGAAAUUCACCGAGGAGCGCUCAUCUUUUCUUCAUUUUCUCACAAAUGUAUGCGCCAUUGUUGGAGGUGUGUUCACGGUAUCUGGGAUAAUAGACGCGUUUAUCUACCAUGGCCACAAAGCCAUCAAGAAGAGAAAGAUGCAGCUUGGAAAACUCAACUAGGACGAGGGUUUUUGACAGUUGGGGAGUGCAGCAAACAACUCGGUCAGGAACGUGAAGGUCGGGAAGGAAGUGGGGAGGACACUAGAUUGACGUGGAGAGCUUGGAGCUCUGGCUAGUAAAGGAAGCUCUCUCAAGUUUGUUUUGACGGUCUGGGGUCAAAUGCAUCAAGUCUUGCUAGGGCAUGCGGUUACCCGGGGCUCCGAUGUUGGCUUUCUUUCUUUCUUUUCUUGUUCGUUUCUUGUGGUAUAAUUUGAUCAGGGUGUUGAAGUUGCGGUUGAGUGCAGCAAAGGGAGACUGAAGUUGGAACGGCGAGCGGAAGAGGUUUGGGUGUCCGAUAAAUGGAACGAGUUUCGUUUUUAGUGUUUGCGGCAAACUUUAAAAGAGCGGUUGGGAGGAGGGAAAUAGAGAAGGGUGGGGCUGUGUGCAGAAAGGGGCUGUGGAGGAGUGUCCUCCGCUGUGUGAUUGAUGAUUCGUCUUCGUCGCGUCCAGCAGGUGAGAGCAUUCGUGAUGGAUUUCAUUGCAUUCGUCAAUCACUGAAAAGGGGUUAGGAAAGGAAAGAGAAUAGCGACGAUGGGUUGGCGAAAGGGGGUGCUGCAGAGAAGCAUAUCAUUCAGUAGUGAAUUCUUGACAUUAUCUCCUCCCCUCCAGUAAGAGGAGGUAGUGAUGAAUUGCAUUGCGUUCGGUUUAUCGUGAUGAAUGAAUGUUCCUCUCUUCUGUGAGAUGCACUUUCCUUAGAGUGUGCAAUGACCUCAGUGAUCAAUCGUCUCCACUUUGUUUGCUAUUAUGUGCAAAAGAUCAAGAAGGGAAAAAAAAAAAGCCAACAACAUCGUUGGUGUGCGUGGCAUGUCUUACACAGCAAGCUGUUCUUUCCCAGCUCAAUUUCAGCCCAUGCCUGGGUUGUUAAUGUCGAAGCAUCAAAAGCCAGAAUGUACACUCCAAGGGAAGGCAGGAUCUUCCGAGUUGCCUGUCAUCCUUGCAGAGGGGUCUUCCCUUGUGUCUCGGCCAUUCCCAUCAUCCCAGAGCAAUCUUCCGCAUCUCAAUUAUAAUUAUAUACCACCCUUCCCCUCAUGGCAUCAGUGUGUCAAAUGUCUUCGUCCAGUCUUUAGCCGUUUUCAUUUGAUGGAGCUUGUGCGUGGCAACUCCAGGGCUGUGCAGAUGCGCAUUCUCGAGGAUUUGCCUCCUGUAGAGCUUUCCGGAUGUAGGCUUCAGCUUAACUGCAUCUCAUGCUGCUUGUGCUUGGCAGGUUUAGCCUUUCACGGCUCUGCGCCGGUGCGCAUCUCGAGGACUUGCCCCUGUAGAGCUUUCAGGAUGUAGGCUCCGGUCUAUACCACAUGUAUGGAACUUGGUUCUCUCACUUGCACCAGGGAAAAUUCCAGCAGCAGUUAUGACAAGCGCAACCCUGCGCAGGUGUGCUGCAGGAUAUCUGUGCAGAAAUCUGUUGGUUUACCUGAAUAGCACUCCGAGGGUGAUUCGCUGAUGUACAUCCCCCAGGCUUUUUCCUUGUAGUCCUGAAUGCCCCCACCACCUUUGAGAAGGAUCGUGUAAAUCUAGCUCAGGAAGGCAUUGUGCAUGGAAAGUGGAGGAAAGGCUUCAGGGUCCUGCAUGUCCUCGAGAGAGGUCUUGUUGUGGUCUGGUGGUAGUCCGUCUGUCCGCUCCUUCCAACAUACUAUGGUUUAUUGGCCACGGGCCGUGUAUUUGACCUCAACUGGGAUUGUUUGGCCGUCCGAUGUAAGAUUUCUUUUACGGCGGCCGCCGUUCGUCGUUGGACUUUGGAUGGGCCAACGUGAGAUGUGCGAUGUAAACAUGUUUACUGAGUCAUUCGUGAGUUGCGGCGGGGCGUGCGAUGUCCUUCUCCGUGUUUGUUUUGUGUUGUGCUUUUUCUUUUUCCCUUUAUUCCUCUUUCGUUUUCAUGUUGAUGCGUGAAGGACAGACCAGGGCUCAAGUCCACCAUUUGCAAUGCCGCUAUUGCGGAACCUG